Rhizopus microsporus ATCC 52813 is the source of this 836-nucleotide messenger RNA. RefSeq names its product ras-like protein 2. The coding region runs from base 24 to 635 and encodes 203 amino acids. Gene Ontology annotation, biological process: signal transduction. The transcript has 6 exons. Gene Ontology annotation, cellular component: plasma membrane. Lineage: Eukaryota; Fungi; Mucoromycota; Mucoromycetes; Mucorales; Rhizopodaceae. Gene Ontology annotation, molecular function: GDP binding; GTPase activity; GTP binding. The record is from RefSeq and is a predicted model, not a curated record.
CUUUUUUAAAUCAUUCUUUAUUCAUGUCCAAGUCCUCUUCGAUACUAAGAGAGUACAAAUUAGUCAUAGUGGGUGAAGGAGGUGUUGGUAAAUCAGCCAUGACCAUUCAGUUUAUUCAAUCACACUUUAUUGAUGAAUAUGAUCCUACGAUCGAAGACUCAUAUCGUAAGCAGUGUAUUAUUGAUAAUGAGGGUGCCUUAUUGGAUAUUCUGGAUACUGCUGGACAAGAAGAAUAUAGUGCCAUGAGAGAACAAUAUAUGCGAAUUGGAGAAGGAUUCUUGUUGGUUUACUCUAUCACUUCUUUCCGAUCAUUUGAAGAAGUUCAAAAGUUGUAUAGUCAAAUUGAACGAGUUAAGGAUAUCGAGGUAUUUCCUGUCAUUUUAAUUGGUAAUAAAUGCGAUCUUGAAACGGAUAGACAAGUAUCACCUCAAGUUGGAAAGGAAUUAGCUAAAAAGUAUGGCUGUCAGUUUGUUGAAACAUCCGCCAAACAAGGAAUCAGGAUAGAUGACGCAUUUUAUGGGAUCGUGCGUGAGAUUAGACGGCUGAAUCAAGAAAAGAUAAAAAACCAGCAAUUUAAUGUUGACAGGGAUAAGGAGGGGCUAUUCUUGGAUAGCUGUGGUUGUAUACUAAUGUAAUAAAACAUAAUCUCUCAUUUUAAUACUGAUAACGACGAUUCUGGCUCAUUACAGCUUGUCUAUUUUAUUUGUUUAAUUAUCACCGGUUCUCUCUGUUCUUCUCUUUUGAGCCACGCUAGAUUCUACAUUUGUAUCAUCCAUUUUGCGUUUUUCACUAUUAAAUACAGUUCGUCAACCAUUCGCUUUUUUUUCUUUCUUCUA